UAUCUCCGAAGAAAUGGAGGCAAAGGUGUUGGAGCUAAUGUGCUUACCUCCACCGCCAUUAUCAACUCACUCUGCUGUCCUCGCAAGGCUUCCAGUACUUCCAUACCCGUCUCUUUUCAAGCCCAAAUACUCAACCCACUCAGUUCUGAGGAGGAGCGCGAGUAUGGAUGAGCCGCUCAUGGAUGGGCUUCCCAAGGAGUAUUAUGAUGAUGAAUGGCAAGCCAAGCAGCGUGAAAAGACAAAGGAGUUGCAUCGAAGACGUCAAGCUGAAGAGGAAGAAGAGGAAAGAAAGGUCGAGGAGUAUCGUGAAAUUGGCAUGCGCUUGAAGGGGUAUCCAGAAGAAGAUGUCAAAAAAGCACGGAGACUGGUUUCGAGCUUCAUCCUAGCUGCUGAAGAAGUGGAAGAGAAAAUUGAGGAAGCUGCAGAGAAAGGAGAACUCACUGAACUUGUUCUAAUGGUCAUAUGGAACCGCCGUGAUCUUGCUCGACGUGAUGAAGAAAAGGAUGCUAUAAGAAGUCUUGAUCUGUUAUACAGAAGGGUUGAGACUGAGAUUUUGAAAAGGGAGGCUACUCCUGCCAUGAGACUGCUCAACGAUCUUUUGAUUAUGCAUGAUGGGUUUGAUGAUGAAGGCUGGCUGAAAGAAUGCAAAAAACACAUGAUUGAUAGCUUUCCAAGAGAAGAUCCAUUUAGCAUUCUUGUUCCUGCAGGACUUGACAUUGAUAAGCAUCGAGGGCCAUUUCGACCUCCACUUGAGGCUGAUGAUACACUUUUAAGGGUAGACUUUGUUAGAGAGGUUGAUGCAUUGCUACAAGAGGUAAAGUCUGAACAAAGUGAAGCACAGAAUGCACAAGGGCUUGAUCCUGAAUCUGUUGCAAGUAGGUUGAAGCAACAGGAGAAACAAAAAACCAUUCGCCAAGUAGAAGCUCUGCUAGACCUGGCUAUAAAUUUGAAAUGGUAGCCAUCCAUACUAUGUCCCUUCUGUGGCCAAUUCCCCUUGUAGGAGAGAGGCUGGGGUUUUUUGGAAUCCCAAUUUUGCCAUUUGGUUCACCUCUAGUUGGUUCUAUGAUAAAGACUUUCGACCAAAUUAGUUUGAUGAAGCAUUUGUAUCUAUAUUUUGAACUUUCUACUCCUAUUAAGGUUAAUAUGUAAAAAAGUAUGUUUUGCGCACUA
Molecule: messenger RNA, 1170 nt
Organism: Alnus glutinosa
Lineage: Eukaryota; Viridiplantae; Streptophyta; Magnoliopsida; Fagales; Betulaceae
Product: protein PALE CRESS, chloroplastic
Exons: 7
Coding region: 14-958 (314 amino acids)
Biological process (GO): chloroplast organization; leaf development; leaf morphogenesis
Cellular component (GO): proplastid; chloroplast; etioplast
Source: RefSeq, a predicted model, not a curated record